AGUAUGGACGAGCUAUAAAGUUCGGACGUUGGACUGACGUCUCGCGGUCAGAACAACUUAUACGCCGUCAACGGGUCGCAACAACCCCGUCACUCCCGAGCCAGGACGUCUUCCAAGCCACACAAGCCAGCCGUCUCCUCUUUGCAAGUUACGAGCCGACACCGAUCCCGAAGAGUGGACGCUUCCGUCGCAUGGGAACGUGCCGAAAAGUUGAGAGGAAGAAAGUAUGUAAUCAAUCAUUGAUUGAUGUAAGUUCCGCGAUGUAGACUCGAAUUUUUAACCGUGGAAACAAGCUCUGAUUUGAAAUAAAAAGCUUCCAUACACAGUACAUUAACAAUUCGAGCCGUACGGAAAAGAAUAGGAACGAAGUAAAGCAAUUGUGUGCAUCGGCAUACGGGGAAGUUAUCGGCACGCGCUCUCGACGUCAUAGUGGGAUGGUAGGCGUCACGUGAUCAGACCACGCUAGUGUUGUCAAAACGCCAAAGGGACACGAAUCGACUUCGUCCGAAUCGUCUCGAGAGAUUGUCGAUGCGUCGUAUAUGGCCACUAGCAACGUCGGUCUGUCGCAGGUCGUCGCCCGAAUUAGAUGAAUUAGUGAAAGAAUCGGAGAGUCAUACAGAAGAACUAGAGAAUGAUUGAGGGGAAAUCAUCAGCACAUCACUAAAGAGUGUUGCAAUGGUGACGUCACUCUGGUGGCACAGACUGUAUCCCCGGAGUGACCCAUGAUUUGAUGGCAGACAGUUUUCCAACCAUGACCAGUAGCCAUGACGAAGAAGGAAAGACAGAACUGGCCGAAAAAAACCGCAAAAGAAAGCGUUUGAGUGCCGUUUUAGAUAAACUGACUGGACGAACCAGCAACGUAUCAACCCGUCCGAAAGUCCGACCUCAGAAACAAGUGUCGAUAGACAGUGAUAUUAGUGCAUCCGUGCGCUGUAAAUUGGGUCUCGAAGAAGCCAUGGUAGAAGAAACGUCUCCAGCUCAUCCGUCAUCUCGCACUCCAACUCCGUGCAGUUCGGGCUUGUCGAGUCCAGGAGAUACUGAAAGGAAACCUCUUUAUCCCAGCAUCGAAGGGGCAGAAGAAGGUUUGUUCACACCCCCCACCUCCGACUCAGCCGGGGGAAGAGAAAGUGGUCCCACUCCCAGUCCCCCUUUGGAAGAGGAGAGCAGCGACGAUACCUUUUUAGCAGAAGUCCCAACACCCUACUCUCAACGACCCCUACCCACUUCCGCUCCCGCUCCCGAACCGGAAGUGGCUGUUGUCAUGGGUAACGGCGCUAGUCGAAGCAAAGUUCCCCCUCUAGGGGGGAGUUUUCCCACCUUUCCCAUCUGCGACUGCCAUCACUGCCGUCUGCUCGCAGGUAGAACAGGUGGUCGACUUAUCGGCCACGCAUUGCCCGUUUGGGACGAAGCUUUGCAUCAGAGGUCGUUGGCCGCUGGGUACGAAGGAUAUUUCCGAUCGAAGCUGCUGCCCGAAUUGCAUCGUCGAAGAAGUCACUCCGAUAGCGACCUUCAACAGUGGUUGUUAGAGUGCGGAACCGAAACGCCUAUGCCGCCGCCACCCCCUCCCAGACCGUUAACUAUGCCUCAGAAGUCCGGAAGUUUAGAAUCUGAUCCGUCGACUCCUCAGGAUUCGCCUCUCGAUCUGUCGACGAAACCACCUCGAUCGGCAGAAAAACCAUUCGGUAACCUCUUAUUACAAUCCACAGUCGUAUACGGAGGAGAACAAGAAGGCCCGAGACUUCCUUAUCCUCUCACACCAUUCGAUAUCGCUCCACUUUCUAGCAGUCCUCGAGGACUUCUCAUUCCCAAAACCUAUUCCAUGACAACGGGAGAGGUACCGAGAUCCGAAAACAGAUUAUACAACCUAGAAGUAUCUCCGGUAGUCGAAGAAGUAUCCAGCGGAGCUGAAGUAGCUUAUGUCUGCCCCAUUUGCGGUCAGAUGUUCUCAUUACACGAUCGUCUCGCAAAACACAUGGCUAGCCGUCACCGCAGUCGCCAAACUGAUAGUUCGACGACAAAAACUUAUGUUUGUGAAGUGUGUAACAGAUCGUUUGCCAGGAGUGAUAUGCUAACCCGUCACAUGAGGUUGCACACGGGGAUCAAGCCGUACACCUGCCGAAUGUGUGGCCAAGUUUUCAGCAGAAGCGAUCAUUUGAGCACCCAUCAAAGAACCCACACGGGAGAGAAACCUUACAAGUGUCCUCAAUGCCCUUACGCUGCGUGCAGAAGGGAUAUGAUCACUCGUCAUAUGAGAACGCAUGCGAGGUACGAAUUGCCGGAUAGUAGUUCGAGUAUGGAAGGCGAAACCUGCGAUUCUCCUAGGGACAAGGCCAGUCCUACGGCACCGGCGGAAGAUUUACGGCCCACAUCGCCGACACAGAAACUCAGUGCCUUAACUGUACGCAGUCCUAUGAUGGAAAGAUUGGCAAAAGACUGAUGCUAACAGAAAUUAGAAAGAAGUAAUGAUCGGUAGAUGAAUUUCCAAACAUUUGGAUGGAUUGGAGUGCAUCUAAGUAAGGUGCCUAGCCAGUGGAUACACUUUGGAACAGUCUAUGUGAUUCAGUGCCUGACUCAAAUGGAUGAUUAGUUUUAUUUACUCAAAGAGAAGAACAUUAUUUUAUGGACAAUCCCCUAGAUCGACCAAGAGGUGUCCUGGACAUCUAAUACUCCUAUGUAAUUGCUCAUUCUACCUGUAAGAAUUCCAAGAGAGGUACAUUUAAUCUUCAAAUGUAAUAUAAUCGUGUUUCAGUUUUGUGCCAAACGGCUUCCCCUUCUUUACGAAAUGUUGUAUGUAUUAUUGUUGUUUGUUAUUUGUUGUGUACAGGUUUUUCGGGACGCUCAAGGGAUUCCAAGAGAAUAAUUAAAAAAAAAGGAAAAAACAAAAAAAAUAAAAUAAAAUAAAAAAUUGAGACGGCGAUACCACAUGGCUUCGAUAGGCUCUAUUCCUUCCUCUCGGGAAGAUCUCUUUCAGGCUAAUUAUG
This is a messenger RNA of Centruroides sculpturatus (bark scorpion), 2981 nucleotides long. RefSeq names its product early growth response protein 1-like (gene klu). Gene Ontology annotation, molecular function: RNA polymerase II cis-regulatory region sequence-specific DNA binding; DNA-binding transcription factor activity. The record is from RefSeq and is a predicted model, not a curated record. Gene Ontology annotation, biological process: regulation of transcription by RNA polymerase II. Bases 731 to 2437 code for a protein of 568 amino acids. The transcript is spliced from 5 exons. Lineage: Eukaryota; Metazoa; Arthropoda; Arachnida; Scorpiones; Buthidae.